Stylophora pistillata is the source of this 516-nucleotide messenger RNA. RefSeq lists its product as uncharacterized. The record is from RefSeq and is a predicted model, not a curated record. Lineage: Eukaryota; Metazoa; Cnidaria; Anthozoa; Scleractinia; Pocilloporidae.
AUGUUUUGGCUUAACGAAACAUCUGGAUGUGAUGAACGGGACGACAGACGAAUUCCUGAAAUUACUAAAGUUUUCCUAAAACUUCCUGGAACAUCAGGGAUGCCAGGAUUACCAGGUCGUGACGGGCGAGAUGGCAGACAAGGCGUUCCUGUAGCACAAGGACCUCCUGGACCGAAAGGAGAUGUUGGUCUAAGUGGAGAAGUUAGGAGGCAAGGAGAUCCGGGACCUAAAGGAAAGGAGGGGAAGGGACUGUCUGGAGUCAGUUAUGUGCGCUGGGGGCGAACAAGCUCUGAUGGAGAUGCUCAGAUUGUGUACACGGUUUGGUGGGCAUUGAUCGCCAUGAUCACCGAGGAGGAGGAGGGAAUCAUCUAUGCUUGCCAAACCAACCAAUAUGGGAAAUACACUGAUAAAUUUGAAAACACUGCGGCCAUAUUUGGCGCUGAGUAUGAAGUGAGCUCAUUUCAUCCUUCCAAAAGAAAUGUGCAUGAUCACGACGUCCCCUGCCGUGUGUGCUAA